AUGGAAAGCGUGCCCACCAAACAAACCAUCCAGGACUCGUUCCGUGGAGCGUCGACACGACGAACAUACCUAACGUACCAGACGCAAUUCCAAGAGUUCUGCGUGUCACACAAGCACGGUCUCGACCCUGCUGCAGCCACGACAGAGGACUGCACCGACUUCUUUCACCAUCUUUACUCGCUUGGUCGCAAACCCCGUACCGUCGACUCCGCAAAAACUUCCCUGGUGGCUUACUUUAAGGACCAGCAUAUCGAGCCCAACCCGGCCCAAGCAUCUUUGUCCAAGCAAUACGUUGUGGGACUUCAAAAGUACAAUCGACAAAACAACGUCUACGAUGAAAAGAAGGCUCAUCCGCUUACUAUCGACGAGCUCUCAACCCUCAUCAACGGAUUUGCCAGACUCAACCCAUUCGUCGGGACUAUGUUUCGCUGCUUGUUCUCCUGCUGCUAA
This is a messenger RNA of Aphanomyces astaci, 450 nucleotides long. RefSeq lists its product as hypothetical. The transcript has a single exon. The record is from RefSeq and is a predicted model, not a curated record. The coding region runs from base 1 to 450 and encodes 149 amino acids. NCBI's taxonomy places the organism in Eukaryota, Oomycota, Saprolegniomycetes, Saprolegniales, Verrucalvaceae.